Molecule: messenger RNA, 516 nt
Organism: Prunus mume (Japanese apricot)
Lineage: Eukaryota; Viridiplantae; Streptophyta; Magnoliopsida; Rosales; Rosaceae
Source: RefSeq, a predicted model, not a curated record
UUAUUACAAAGAGAAUAUCGCUGGAUCCAGAUUGGACAAGUUGGGAAUUCACAAGACGCCAACGUUCCAUUGCUAUCUAAAAGGGAAAAGGGUAGAUGAGGUUUCCGGUGCUUCUAUCAAACACUUGAAAAAGAGACUUGAAAAUGUCUACAAUCCAUCUGGGAUGAAGAAAAGGAGGAAAGAUGAGAAUAAUAGAGGAUUUGUUACAGUACAUCCAAGUAUGUUUCCUGAAACAUCAUUUAUUCAGAUGAAGGCCGAACUUCGACAAGAAAUUUUUAAUUUUGAUGGUGAGGAAAAGAUGUAUGAUGAGGAAAAGAUGACAGAUGACGAGUACAAGAUGGCAAAGGACAAGAAUCACAAGAUGAUGUGGUUUGCCAAAGGGUUGCUUUCAAGUGAAAAGAAGAGAAAGAUGUUUUGUAAAUUGAAAGAUCCUGAAGCCAAGCGCGAAUGGAUUGAGAGUGAAAUGGCUAAGGAAUGAACUGGAAGUACUUGUAUCAUGGUACAUGUUACGUUGUU